Messenger RNA from Acanthaster planci (crown-of-thorns starfish), 3176 nucleotides. RefSeq lists its product as uncharacterized. Gene Ontology annotation, biological process: DNA double-strand break processing involved in repair via single-strand annealing; DNA repair. Gene Ontology annotation, molecular function: damaged DNA binding. Lineage: Eukaryota; Metazoa; Echinodermata; Asteroidea; Valvatida; Acanthasteridae. The record is from RefSeq and is a predicted model, not a curated record.
ACUUUACAAUUUCAGACCUGCAGACUGGGAAUCGUGAAGUACCGGUGUGUUCCUUCCUCCAUGGUACAUGUAGGUCAAGAGAAUUCGUCUAAAAUCCCGCCAAGUUAAAACGCAUAGCUUAACUCUAGUCUCCAGAUGGAUUGAGAAGAGAGCAGCACUGAAACUAAAAGACAGGAAAUCUUCAAUUUCUAGCCAAGCCAUGUCAUCUGAUGGUCAGGAUGGAGCUAUCCAAUUGGAUUCUCUGGAGAUUCCAACAGCCUCAUACACCCUGUCCAACUCAACAACAUCUCAAAUGUCAUCUCCGAAAGUCUCCUUCACUUCACUGCUGCUUCAGAUACAACAAUUUCAUACAACAGAAUUGCAGAAACUCCAGGACAAAAUAAGCAGAUGGAAGAUGAGAUGCAACAAGUUAGCCAAAGUCUCCAAUGAGAAUGCCAGCAUAGCUAAGAAGUAUUACAACCAGAACAAACUCCUCCAAGCUAAGGUCAUUGACCUCAAACACCAGCUAAGAGUACUUCCGAGUGCAAGACAUGAUGGUGUGAUUGAUACCUCCAAGAUGCCAGCCAGAAGUGGGGACCAAGCUUCACCAAAGCUGAAAACUCGUCUUGCAAACGGAAGCCCUAACAAGAAUCUUCUCAAGAAAGCUUUCCAUUUACCUAGCAGACUGACAUCAAAGAAAUCUAACAAGAAAGUCCGCUAUUCUGAGAUAACUUCAAUACGUAGCGGUCAAAAUCCUUCCAUUGAAACAUCCCAGUUCAACAUUUCUGAAGAGACUCAAAAAAGAGCGAGUAUCACCCCCAGCAUUUCUGGAAUGACAGCACAGAAGAAGACUCUGUCUAUAUGUCAAGAUUCGCUGAACCAACCAGUUGCUAUUGCAAGUCAAGGAGGCAAUAUUGUAGUACCAAAUACUUGUGUAUCACCAUCAAUUCAGGAUCCCCUCAAUCUCAGGAGUUCAAAGCCAGGGGCCAUGAUGGUUGGCCAGGACACCUCCAGGCAAACAUUGAUGAGUGACCCUAUAACAAGAAUAAAGGAUCAGAUUAUACACACUGUCCCUGAGACUUUGGGUCUUGACAUUGAUAAUGGUACAGUUAUUGAAAUAGAUGAUGAAAGUCUUAUUGAAACUCCAACCUUUGCAAGCACUCCCAUAGUAAAUCAUUCUCAGAUGUCAUUGUUAUCAGAGCCAGUGUCAGUGCAGAUGCUGAAUUCAUUGCAGAACCCAGGUUCCCCUCGACUAAACAAUUCACCUGUGGAAACCUCAAAGAGGCAGCCAUCACAAAUAGUUCCACUUACAACCUCAAUGCCAAGAUCUGAGUCACAAUACCCAGUAGAUUUGAACAGUACUCAAGUCAAGUCACCCACAUUUUGUGGCGAAGCACUGGCCACCCCUGAAAGUGCAAGUGGCAAAUCCUGGCAGCACAGCAAGAAUGAUUUGUCGAGGAAUAUACCAACACUGUAUGGGGGUGAUCAGUUCGGAGCUUGUGCAACAGAUGAAAGCUAUCAAUCAGAAGCUUCAAUGUUACUUCUUAGACCUCAUGUUCCAAAGAGAUUUGUCCAUCCACAUUCCUCCCCUCAAGAUUUGCCCGACAACAGAGUGACAUCUAUGAAAGCAACAAUUUUACAAGAAGCAUGUAAGUUAAAACAGGAGGGGAAAACAUCCCCAACCUACAUGUGUUCUACUAGGAUGGCAAGAGAUAUGCGUAGUCCCAUCACUCCAGCUUCAGCUUCUGAGGAGAAGCACGAACAGGGCACUAACAUGAUGCUAACAUUGCACACGAACGUGCUAAGAGUGCCAACUUCAAAAAAGAGAAAACUAGACCUUGAUGAAUCAACUGUGUAUGAUGACACUGUGUGCCCGAGCCAUAAGGCUCUGGGAAAGGAGAACAGUCCCGAGCGUCUUGACGACACAAACCAAACAUCUUCAGACCAGAAAAGCUCUAAACAAACUAACCAAGGGAAAGAGCUUGUUGAAAAAACAGUCGCUAAGGUUCAAGCUAAGGGCAUGAAAAACCUAAAGCAGAGCAAACUCACACUGAAGAAGAUCAAACCAGGUAUGAACAAGUCUGCUAGACUCAUGCGAGAGUACAAUGAGGAUAGUCUGGUGAAUAUUGAUUCCCAGGUAGAUACUUUCAUCAAUCAAGCAAUAGAGUUAUCACUCAGGGAGAAAAACUUCAGAGGAAAUGAACUUGGGUCUAAAGAUGUUGAAGAAGGAUUUAAGGUUCCAAAUGUGCCACAGAAGAAACAACAGUAUCCAGUAUCUCUAGACACAGGUGUGAUAAAGAAGGCAUCCCAUCAAGAUGUUACAGAAGCAGAUCAAAUUGACUCAGACCUUUCACAUAUCUUAGAUUUGACACAUUCCCCACAUGACUUGAAUGGUACCAUCGAUCCACUGAUGGAUCUGACAAGAUUAGAGACUGGAGCAUCACAGUCUACCCACCAAGUAAACCUAUCUGACAGAGGAGGAAGCCAUGACCAUAAGUUGUUGGAAAGAAACCUUGAAGCACAUCUUAAAGCAGGUGACAGAGAUUUGAACAUGUCUGAGGCUGGAGAUGAUAGCUGUCAGGAUUUGUUUGGUGAUGAGGUCAACAAGGAUAAGCCUUCAGAAAUGAUGGAGAUAUCUAGAGAUACAGAUGAAGUUGCAUUUGUCAAGAACUUUGAUGUAAUUCCUAAGGUGAUGGACAAACCAAACUACAAGUACACAGAGGUUGUACGUAAACAUGAUGAGAGACAAAAACUGAGAGGCUUUGGCUGCAAGGAUUGUGAAGCAUUCUACAGAGAUUUGUCACUGACUUCCACCCAGCAAGAGAUGAGAAUGAAACUGUGCUCCCGACACCGCGCUCAGUCUAGUCCUACAAACACUCCAGAGCAUUAUUGGUCAGUAGGAUUUCCAGACACGCAGACAUGUCUGGAGAGAGGUUACAUUAGAGAGAGCCGAAGCCCAGAAAGACGCUCAAGGUCGAAAAAGAACAAAUACAAGAAGCUCUUUGCUGGAAAGGAAGGUGUUAACUUGUGAUGUACAUUUGCAUUCACAAAAAAAACCCCAGAUACAUUGAUUAGAUUGUAUGAGAAUACUAGUAGCAGAUGUGAUCACACAUAUAUGGGCAAAAUUAACCACUUUGUGCCGGGGCAUUUUUCAACGUUGAUGAUGCUGGGCCGGCAUGACUAUCAUUUUUUCCAUU